Molecule: messenger RNA, 1515 nt
Organism: Bactrocera tryoni
Lineage: Eukaryota; Metazoa; Arthropoda; Insecta; Diptera; Tephritidae
Product: G-protein coupled receptor Mth2-like
Exons: 7
Coding region: 1-1515 (504 amino acids)
Biological process (GO): cell surface receptor signaling pathway; G protein-coupled receptor signaling pathway
Cellular component (GO): membrane
Molecular function (GO): G protein-coupled receptor activity
Source: RefSeq, a predicted model, not a curated record
AUGAUUGCUGCUCCAUUGGCUUCAAGCAAUGCGUUUUAUUUUUUUCUCUCAACUGUAACUUUACACUUUGCUAUCGCCGAAAUACCAGAUUGCGCUUUCGAGGACACAGUUAAUAUAACGGGGAAUCAGAUUUUACCCACAGGUUUCUACAACUAUGAAGGUUUAGCGGUGCCGCCUCAUUUGACUGGGUUUUACGAGCACAUAGAGCUCUUCGGUGGUAAACGUGAGGUCGUGGCGAAGCAUUUACGCGGUUGCGUGUGUCAACUCAAGCGUUGUGUGAAAUUCUGCUGUCAUCCCAGAGCCGAUAUGUAUCGGUCGACGGAAACUUUGCGUGUGGAAUGUGAUGAUCAGUUGAAUGCAGAGCUUACAUAUUCGCCAUAUUUGAAUAUAACGUUGAAUAACGGUAAACGCAUUUCAAUGCAUGUGGUGGAUGAGUUUGUGGUACAACAGGGGCUACCGUGUGAUCUGGGAUAUAUGCUAAUGCCACAUCUACGCAAAGAACAUCAGUGGGAACUGUUUGAGAAUGGCUCGCUACUACGCUUUGGGGACCAACUGCUUAUUUCUAGACGAGAUUAUUGCCUGACUGCAUAUCCUGUGGGCAAUCAUUUUGUACUAAAUCCAAUGAAUUGUGAUGCUGGACAGAAAAAUUCUGCAAGCAUAAUGCUUAAUACAAUAAUUAUGUUGAUUUCCCUGCCUUUUCUCUAUGCUACCAUUUUGAUUUUUUGGCUGAUUCCCGGACUACGGAACUUGCAUACCAAAUGCUUGAUUUCUUAUCUAUUCUCGUUAGCUAUUGGCAACACUAUGAUUAUAGCCAUUAAUUUGAGAAAAACGGAUUACGAUAAAGCCAUCUGUGCUGCUAUGGGAUUUAUCACCUAUUAUUUCCUCUCGGCAGUCUUCUUCUGGCUUAAUGUUAUCUGUUUCGAUAUGUAUCAGAAUUUUCACGGCACCAAAGGGAGCAUUCAGCAUCUGUCUCAACGAAAACAGAUUAUCUACUACUCAGCCUACGCUUGGGGUAUGCCGGCUGUGAUGACCGCUAUAACGGUUACUUUACAGUACUCCGACUUAACAGAUGAGUUGAAGUCGGGCAUUGGCGUUACACACUGUUGGUUGAAGAGUAACGAUUGGUCGGCGAUGAUGUAUUUCCAUGGACCUUGUCUCUUACUUAUUGCCAUCAAUAUUGUUAUCUUUUCUGUGACUGUAAAGAAGAUCUAUUCCAUACGCAAGGAAAUAGACGUGUUAACUCAGAAUGAAGAUGGAAUGAGUCGCUUGCGUUUACAACAGAACAACGCUUGGCUCUUCUUUCGCUUAUUCAUUAUAAUGGGUAUUAGUUGGCUGUUAGAGAUAAUCGCUUAUAUGGUCGAUAACAAGAGUGAUUAUGCUAUUAUAUUCAAAAUAACGAAUAUCUAUAACGGUUUUCAAGGAUUAAUCAUAUUUGUGUUAUUGGUUAUGAAGAAGAGGGGGCUCCUGCUCAUAAAGAAUGCUGUUGUGGAAACCGCUUGGAAAGUGCAACGAUGA